Molecule: messenger RNA, 8666 nt
Organism: Spodoptera frugiperda (fall armyworm)
Lineage: Eukaryota; Metazoa; Arthropoda; Insecta; Lepidoptera; Noctuidae
Product: cubilin-like
Molecular function (GO): calcium ion binding
Source: RefSeq, a predicted model, not a curated record
CUCUGGCAGCAGUCGUCCACUCGAUCACAUGGAUCAUGACGAGCACACUCGGCAAAUGGCUCUUGUUAGCUGUGCUUUGUUUCGUACCUCUCGACGGUGAAAUCUACCAAGACAGACCUAAAAUCAAGACUUCGGGAGGAGACCUCAUUUUGGAACCAGCUUUAGACAAAAAUAUAUAUCUACGACCAAAUGGACUGAAAUCAAACAUCUUCAUCGGCGACAUAAAUAUACUUAAAGCGAAGUUCUCAGACGAUGGAACGCAGUACCAGCCAACCACCAACGACAUCCCCUUCAAUAGUCUAAACAGUAUCCUGCAAAGACUAGACAAGUUGGAAAACAAGGACACUGCGCUACCAAGCGACCUGCUCUUCAACAUUACCUUAAUUUGGAGAAGAGUUAACAAUAUUCACAGGAAAGUGCUCAGUCUACAAUCACAAUUGGAAAGUCGGAACAGAGACGAAUGUGAAUCUCACCCGUGCGAGCACGGCGGAACUUGUCUCAACUUAGCGAAUGGCUACCAUUGCCUGUGCCCACCCAACUGGGAAGGCAGGGACUGUGAUGUUGACGUAAACGAAUGCAGGAACUUCGCAGGAACAGAUCUGGGAUGUCAAAAUGGAGCUACUUGCUACAACACGCCAGGGUCUUAUCAGUGUUUCUGCAAAUCUGGCUGGUUUGGUUUACAUUGUACCAGGAAGGCAAAAGACUGUUCCGGCGGUGAUUUUGAAAUGUGCGGCCAUGGAACCUGCAUUCCAGUAACUACAGGAGAGGGCGUUCAAUGUAUUUGCCACCAAGGAUGGACAACGAACAGCACCGGUAUUGCUUGCUUAACCGAUGUUAAUGAAUGUGAGUCUUAUCAAGGCCCCAGGUGUUCCGUGAACCCUAAAGUUGACUGUAUUAAUCUACCCGGCUCAUUCCGAUGUGGACAAUGUCCUGCCGGCUACGAAGGCGACGGCUAUAGUUGCUACGAUAUCGACGAAUGUACAACAAUACCGAAUGGAGGCUGCAGUCCUUUGGUAACAUGCCACAACACCAUUGGUUCUCGGAUAUGCAGCCCAUGUCCACCUGGCUAUCAAGGAGACGGAGUUACGUGUUCUUGGAGAGGUACGUGCAAUGUCAACCAUGGAGGGUGUCACCCGUCCGCGCAGUGUGUGGAAGGCGCUUCACCGACUGGUCAGUCGGCACAGUGUAUAUGCCCGGACGGCAUGGAAGGCGACGGUGUUGGGAUCAGCGGCUGCUACGUUGUUGCCGGUAGUAACUACACGGAUGGGUGUGCGCUCAAUCCUUGCGGCGUCCACGGUACGUGCCAUUCUGUUCGCACCGGCUACACUUGUAUCUGUUACAAGGGCUACGGUGGCGCACAUUGCGAGCUAGCUACUGACGCUUGUAGUGUCAACCCUUGUCAAAACGGAGGCAUCUGCAGAUCGGAUGAUAGUGCCAUUGGCGGCUUCCGAUGUGAGUGUGCAGCGCAAUUCUCUGGAACCUUGUGUCAGGUAAGAGCGAAGUCCUGCGGCGGAGUGCUAGAUAACGAAGAAGGCAGCAUUGUUUAUCCUUUGACUAACACUACGUAUAAUCAUAACUCUCAAUGUGCCUGGGUCAUACACACGGCGCCUGACAAAGUUAUCAAUGUAACGUUCAGUAAAUUUAAUUUAGAAGCAAGUCCCGAAUGUGUAUACGAUUUUCUUCAAAUUCAUGAUGGGCGUAAAUCUGCUAGUCAACUUAUCGGAAGAUUUUGCGGAAAUAAUUACCCUAAUGGUGGAAAUAUUGUUUCAAGUCAUAACAAUUUAUAUUUCUGGUUCCACUCAGACAAAACAGUUGCUAAAGACGGCUUUGCAUUACACUGGACUAGCAUAAAGCCCGUGUGUGGAGGGGAGGUGGAUGCCACAACACAUGGGCACAUCAGCUCGCCGGGCUCGCCCGGGCCUUACCCUCCCGAUCGUGAUUGUUAUUGGCAUUUAACAACCACUCUCGGUAAAAGAAUUAGCUUACAUUUCUUUGCCUUAGAUAUUGAAUCUCAUUCAAACUGCAGUUUUGACUACUUAGCAUUAUACGAUGGCGAACAUACGAGCGACCCGCUUAUUAAUAAAUACUGUAAUAGCACCCAGCCAGCACCCGUGCAAUCUGCAGGUUCCGAAAUGCUGAUACAUUUCCACUCGGACGCAUACGGAGCGGGACGUGGGUUCCAAAUAGUUUAUGCACCAGUAGAAGGCAUCCCUGGCUGUGGAGGCUACUACACAGCACCCAGGGGGGAACUUGUUUCGCCUUCUUACGACGGCCGCUAUUUGAGUAAUCUUCUGUGUGAGUUCAAAAUUAAGACUAGUGAAGACACAAAGAUCAAAAUAGAAUUCAAAUCUUUCAAACUGGAACGAUCUUUUAGAUGUAGUUACGAUUAUUUAAAAAUAUAUGACGGUCCUUCUGCUGAUUCUCGGCUUGUCGGAAAGUUUUGCGGAACAACGUAUCCGAAGUCGUACGUAUCAUCAUCCAAUACGCUUUAUUUUAUAUUUAAGACCGAUAGGAGUUUGCCGUCAGACGGUUUUCGAAUUACAUAUGAGGCCAUUUGCGAGAAAACUAUCGAAGGCGACAGUGGCGUUAUAAAAUCUCCCGGUUAUCCAUUUAGCUACCCAAAUAACAAAGUAUGUGUUUAUAUUAUCAGAACAGUUCCAGGCAAAGCAAUUCAAUUGACAUUCCAAGAUUUUGACAUUGAAGAUAAUAGGUAUAACGGUUGCCGAUACGAUAACGUUGAGGUGCGAGACGGUCUCGAUCAGAAUGCUACGCUACUGGGCAGGUACUGCGGCGGCGCCGCACACACGCCGCCUACACAAACGUCAACUUUAAAUUACAUGUACAUCAGAUUCACAUCAGAUUUAAGCCUUUCUGGCACAGGGUUUUAUGCUAAUUACACUACCAUAGAUACAGAAUGCGGAGGUGUACAUCGAGAGACAACAGGAUUAAUAAAUCAUCCCUCCGCGGAUAGUUCCGACACAGCUUACAAAAAUUACCAAACCUGUCGGUGGUUACUGUUGGCUCCAGAAGGGAUGCACAUAAAGCUAUCGUGGAACAGAUUUGAUUUGGAAGAUAUGCCGAGCUGCGCCAGCGACUACCUGGAGCUGUUGGAGAUAGACGAUAAUAAUGAGAGAGAUGUAUUGGGCAAAUUCUGUGGCUCCAAGUCGCCACCCGCUUUGACAACAUCAACUAAUCGAUUGGAGUUAAAGUUCGUAUCUGAUGGUAGUAUCCGUUAUGCUGGAUUUUCAGUAUCUUACACAUUUUUAGAUGAAAAGUCACACUGUGGCGGAGCUUAUAUUAAAUCUCACGGCUUCAUCUACUCUCCAGGUUGGCCCAAACAGUAUGAACCCAAUCGCGAUUGCACAUGGACUAUCACUGUGCCGGCUGGCCAACAAAUCGUGCUCAAUAUUUCUCAAUUCAACCUAGAACGUCCUAUAAGAGACAGGUGUAACCUUGGGGAUUACUUAGAAAUAAGAAAUGGAGCUAACGAAAAUUCACCAUUAAUUGGACAAUAUUGUGGAGUAUUCCAAUCAAGACGAAUCGUCUCAUUAUCUAACGCUCUACAUUUGCAUUUUCAUUCUGACUAUUAUUUAACCGGUAGUGGGUUUAAAAUCGAGUGGGACGGUACGGUAACAGGAUGCGGAGGAACCUUAACUAGUCCUUCGGGCACCGUGACGUCACCGAAUUAUCCAAACGAAUACACCGAAAACGCUGAAUGUUUUUACAGGAUAGUUACAAGCGAAGGAUCAAGGGUCCAUAUUGCAUUCAGUGAACUCGAUCUAGAAAGAACUCCUGGUUGUAGAGACGACUACAUCGAAAUAUUCGACGGCCGUGAUACGAGUGCCAACGUCUUGGGAAAAUAUUGCUACAUGACCCCGGAGCUGAGUAAUAUCCAAACAUCUUCGAACUAUGCAUACAUAAAGUUCAGAUCUGAUGUAUUCCAAGGCGGUAAAGGUUUUCUGUUUAAUUACAAUACUGUUUGUAACAAUAACGUUACCGGUAGAUACGGGGUUAUUGAAAGUCCAGGCUACCCCGGUAAUUGUCCGCUAAAUACGAAUUGCUUAUGGACAAUCAACGUUCCAAAGGGCAACACUAUUAACGUUACAUUUACAUUUUUCGAUAUCCCAAGGUCUUAUAGAUUUUAUCGUCCUUGGAUGAGAGUUCGUAAUCAAGAAGAAUGUCAUAUGGACUAUUUGCAAAUAAAAGAUAUUGCUGAUCCAAAUUAUUCAAGUAAAUACUGUGGCAGGACAUCUCCUCCUGCCAUAAGUACAAAGGGUAACUCUUUGCAAAUAAAAUUUGUGACAGGCAUUAAUACGAUUCACACUGGGUUCCGCUUGGAAUGGAUCAGUUCAGGAUGUGGAGGGCACAUUAAAAAGGACUUUGGCAUUAUAGAACUUGAUAAAAGCGUAACUAACGACAAGGAACUUGAGUGCGAGUGGCUUAUAGAAGGUCAAAUGGGUAAGAGUAUCACAAUCACAUUUUCUGAGAUUUAUAUGAGUGAUACUGCUAACUGCACCGUGGAUUCUAUUGAAGUAUAUAAUGGACAAAAUACAAAUACUCCAGUUCUCACAAAAAUCUGCCACCGCGACAUGGUCUCAGUAACUUCCGAUAGUAAUUUCAUGUUGGUUCGUCUCUCGAAACGGUCUACACUCAGAGAUGUGCAUUUCACUUCACAAUUUAGAUCUGUGAAUUCAAAAUGUGGAGGUAUUAUAAAUGCUAAAUCCGGAAACAUAGUCUCUAAAAACUAUCCAAAGAAUUACGAUAACAAUUUGGAUUGCUUGUGGUAUAUCACUGUUCCGAAUGGUCAUAGAAUUGAAUUUAACAUUGUAGACCUCGAUCUUUAUUCAUUAAGGGAAUUCGGUAAUAACCAAGUGCUAUGUGGAGACUCGAUUCUUAUAUAUGAUUAUGAUAAUUAUUUACCUUCUCUAAAUUAUACAUACCAAAUAUGUCCAAAAUCAAAUCAAACAUUACAAAUUAUUAGUACAUACAGUAAUCUUUUUGUUCAAUUUAAAACCAAUGGAUACGGAACGGCUAAAGGAUUUAAAGCUAAUUUUACUAUGACUUGCGGUGCGUUAAUUAAAACUAAACGUGAUGGAAUUAUACAAAGCGAUAACUUCAUUCGUCACGCAAAUAAAAGUUGUAUUUGGACUAUUAUGGCUGAUUCACCGGACCAAAAAAUAUCGUUGACAAUAACACUACUGUCAAUACCAAAAGACAAUAAUGUGAUAACAAAUAGAACAUGCCCUUCCACCUACCUCCGUGUUCUUGAUGGUGAUGACAAAUAUGCUCCGCUUAUCGGUGAAUAUUGUGGCCGCAAAGUACCACCUAUGAUUGUCAGUCACGGUAGUGCCGUCACAGUGGAAUUUGGAAGCCAUACUGGAGCCAUUACUGGCAUGUUUUCAGCCCACUAUUCAGCUCUUAGUAACGCAUGUGGCGGUACAUUAACAUCGGAAGAAGGUACCAUUGCAUCUCCUAACUAUCCCGGACCAUAUCCUAUAAACUCCGAUUGUGAAUGGAUACUAAAAGCGUCUCCAGGCAACACUGCCUAUGUCCAGUUUGAGCAAUUCGAUUUAGAAUAUUCGGAGGGUUGCAAUGACGAUUACGUUGAACUUCGUGAAAGCAAUGGAGCAGGUCGUCUCCUGGGUGUAUACUGUAGCAGUGAGACACCUACGAAUCAUAGUACGGCUUCACAAAUAUACAUUAAAUUCCACAGUAACUCAAAAACGAGUGGUAGAGGCUUUGUUUUGCAUUAUGGUUUUCAACGUGAAAAUGAUAUUACAGGACAUCACGGUGAAAUAGCUUCUCCGUUAUAUCCCACUUCAUACUUAGGUACAGGCGAAUAUACCUGGCGCAUUCUUACUACAGAUUCAGAUACAAUAUCGAUAACCAUUGACGAUUUGGAAAUUUAUACACAUACCCAAGUAAACUACAACAAAUUAACAAUUUAUGAUGGAUACGAUUCAACUGCGCCAAUAUUGCAAGAACUGAAUGGGGUCCUUGCUGAACGAAAAGUUAUUCAAAGUUCCUCCAGUGUAGUGUUGAUUACACUGACCACAGAUGAAUCAAAUGCGGGUUCCAAAUUUCAUUUAAGCUGGACUAAGACUGUCGAAAACUACGAUGUGGAAACAGGAAAUUCAGUAAACUGCGGUUCCAAUACUACUGAACUAGUUGUACCUGGGCACACUGCGAGUUUAUCAUCACCAAAUUAUCCAUCUGACUAUUCAGACAAUCUAAACUGUGAGUGGGUUUUCAAAUCAGAAAUGGGAAGACAUUUGGCUAUUAAGUUUGUCGAUUUUGAUAUCGAAGAUACCCACGCUUGUUUUGCAGAUUCAGUUUCUGUUUAUUCAUCUGAUACUCCUGGUAAUUGGCAGGUUGUCAAUGAUAAUAUAUGUAACUCAGAAAUAGCACGUUCUGGAUUUAAUACAAGCAUCUACAUGAAAAUUAAAUUUAAAACUGACUCGUCUAUCACUAGAAAAGGAUUCCUAGCUCGAGUCAACUCUAAAUGUGGUGGACUCAUGACUGCUUUGUCUGGACACAUCAAACCGACCUGGCUGGAUGUACAACCUCAAUAUCGGUACAUGAUUCCAACACAGUGUAUUUGGAGGGUUAAAGUGCGACCUGGCAGAACUAUUAAAUUACUGUUCACUCAAUUUAAUAUUACAAAUAAAAAUGACGAUUGUGAUACUUAUGUCAUUUUACGCAAUGGUGAUUCUGCAGAAGCACCCUUUUUGGCCAGUGGCAAAUAUUGUGGUUAUGAACACGAAAAUCGAGCGGACAUAGUUACUUCUAGUAAUUCUUUAUAUAUUAGUUACACGAAGGGAUCGUUCACAUUUCAAAGUUUCACAAUUUAUUAUGAAGAGCAAAACUUUGAAUGUGGCUCAACAACAACAUUAACUUCUGAUCACAGAUGGGAAGUAAUAAGUUCACCAAACUAUCCAGACGUGCCAAUUCCCUAUUCGGAAUGUGAGUGGGUGUUUACCGCGCCACCAGGAGAAAUUCUUAGAAUAGAUUUUAUUAACCGGUUUGACUUAGCCGAAGACGAAGAUUGUGAAAAAGAAUCUGUGGAAAUACGACUGGGAUCUUCGAAAUAUUCACCACUAAAUGGUAAAUAUUGCAGUGAUAAACCAGGUACAAUUAAAAGUACUGGUCACACAAUAUACGUAAAAUACACCACCUCACUGGCUGAACCUCGGAAUGGGUUUAAAGCUAAUGUGUCUAUCGAUAUAUGUGGUGGAACUAUAGUUAGUGAUGCUGGAGAGAUAAAAUCUCCAGGAUAUCCACACUUGCAGAUGUUCCCUUAUGGAACUGUCUGCGAGUGGCGAGUUAUAGGACGUCCAAGGCAUGUGUUCCAAAUUAAACCAGAAGAUGUGCAGCUACCUGAUACGGAAUUAAACUGUGGUACCAAAAUUACAAUUGAAGAAUCUGUGCCGGCCAACAAUACUAUUACUGUUAUAAAAACAAUAUGCAACGACGACAUUACGUCUUAUGAUGAAUCGGUACAAACUUCAAGAAAUGAAUUCACGAUUAAACUUCAUAUAGGCAAACCAGACACAUGGGAACAAACUUCAAACAACAGAGGUUUUCGUAUUAGUUUUAACUCUUCCGUGCCAAUGUGUGGUGGUUCGAUUACGGCUUCCGAAGGUUACCUGACAUCACCUAGUUAUCCACAAGAAACCACAAUACGAUACUGUCAAUGGUUAAUAAAUGUUCCCGACAAAUCUAGGAAAAUUCGUUUGGAGUUACUAGAUAUGGACAUGGAGAAACACAGAAUAGGCAUUUUCAAUGACAUUGCCUUCCAUACUGUUAUCCAAACUAUCCCUAGUGACGAUUAUGUUCCUGGAACAACUGUUUUUGAGUCAUCUGGAAAUAAAUUGGCUCUAUAUGUAUGGCUUAAUCGAACUGCUGUAACACACCGAUUUAAAGCCAGGUUUAGUUCUGAUGAAAAAGCAUUAUGUGGUGGAGAUCUUUCUGGAAUGAACCAAAUUCUUGACUCACCAGAUCUAAAUCAAUCUUAUUCGUGUGAGUGGCAUUAUAAUGGUCAGGUAAAUACAAACGAUUUAACUACAACAAAUACUUCUUAUAACUCAAUAUUUUUGACUGCCAAUCUCAGCUCAUCGGUAACCAGAACAGGGGCUCGUUGUCGAUUCUUUGAUCCUCAAAUCAUAAUCAAAACAGGGAAUAGAAAUAGAUUUACACGAUAUAUAUGUGGCAACUCGCAAACCUCAUUCAUUAUACCCUCACCUGUCAUGGAUGUCACUGCAAUCAAAAGUAAAUCGAGUUCUUUUAGCUUCCAUAUGGAAUGGAAACCUCAACCAUGUGGCGGUACUAUUACAGUGGGAGAGGACCCUGUUAACAUUUUACAAAUACCUGCUUCUUAUAAUAAUAGCAUUAAUUGCGCUUGGAUCAUUGAGGGGUCUACGAAUAGAGUGGAAAUUAAAACGGAAGGGUCUUUUAAAUUGGAUUGCGAUGAUGAAUCUGUUAAAAUAAGACCAAGCUUAAUUCAAAACGCACCUACAAUUGGAGAUUAUUGUAAAUCAAGACCUUUAGAUACUCCACUAAUCACUCAUUUUAGUAACGUAUACAUACAAUAUCACUCGAAAGCAAAAGACAGCACAAGUUUGAGGCUCGUGGUUAGGUCUGUGACCAAACCUAACCUAACCUCCUAA